Messenger RNA from Vicia villosa (hairy vetch), 2104 nucleotides. RefSeq names its product shaggy-related protein kinase alpha-like. Gene Ontology annotation, molecular function: ATP binding; protein serine/threonine kinase activity. Gene Ontology annotation, cellular component: cytoplasm. Bases 322 to 1737 code for a protein of 471 amino acids. Lineage: Eukaryota; Viridiplantae; Streptophyta; Magnoliopsida; Fabales; Fabaceae. Gene Ontology annotation, biological process: protein phosphorylation; signal transduction. The transcript is spliced from 13 exons. The record is from RefSeq and is a predicted model, not a curated record.
GUCACACAAUUUUUAGAUAGAGAGAGAAAAAAAGGGUUCAUUAGAUUUGUGUUUUCUGUUGCUGUUUGUUUUCAUUUCAUUUCCAUUUUUCUCUUCUCUUCUUCUCUUCUUCUGUUCCAUUUUUUGUUGUUGUUGUUGUUUGCAGGAACUGAAUCAGGUAGAAGGAAGAGGAAGAGAGAGAGAGAGAAAAAAAAGCUUUUUUCUCUCUCUCUUUUUAUUUGUGUUUCUCUCUUUUGUUGAGAAAAAAAAAUUGGGGUUUGCUUUGUGGGUGUUUUGAGUGGGUUGAUUUGAGUUGGGUUGUUUGGGUUGGAAUUAAGAACUAUGAAUAUGAUGAGAAGGUUGAAGAGCAUUGCUUCUGGGAGAACCUCUAUUUCAUCAGAUCCUGGUGGAGAUUCUACCACAAAAAGAGCCAAGUUUGAUCAAGGGUUCGAAGGAAAAGAAAACGAGGAAACAAAUCGUGUUGAGGGAGGUGGAAAUAAUCAGGAUAAGUAUGUAGAUGCGUCCCAAGAAGAUACAGCUAGCAAAUGUAAUACUAUGGUUUCUGCUGCCUCAAAAACCGAGAAGUCGGGUGUUGAUCAGCUACCAAAAGAAUUGCAUGAAAUGAAAAUUAAAGAUGACAAAAGUAAAACCAACAAAGAAAAGGACAUGGAGGCAACUAUUGUGAACGGAAAUGGAACAGAAACCGGUCAAAUUAUUACAACGUCUAUCGGUGGUCGAGAUGGACAGCCAAAGCGGACAAUCUCAUACAUGGCAGAACGUGUUGUUGGUACCGGUUCCUUUGGUGUUGUUUAUCAGGCUAAGUGCGUUGAAACUGGUGAAGCCGUUGCGAUUAAGAAAGUCUUACAAGACAAGAGAUACAAAAAUAGGGAACUCCAAGUUAUGCGUAUGCUUGAACAUACUAAUGUUCUUAAACUAAAGCAUUGUUUCUACUCAACGGCUGAAAAAGAAGAGGUGUACCUUAACUUAGUGUUGGAGUAUGUACCUGAAACUGUAUACAGAGUUUCAAAGCACUAUGUCAGGAUGCAUCAACACAUGCCUAUACUCUAUGUUCAACUAUAUACUUAUCAGAUAUGCCGCGGUUUAAAUUAUAUGCACCACGUGGUUGGAGUCUGUCACCGUGACAUCAAACCUCAAAAUCUAUUAGUUAAUCCUACGAGUCAUCAGUUAAAGAUAUGUGAUUUUGGGAGUGCCAAAAUGUUGAUGCCUGGUGAACCCAACAUAUCAUACAUAUGCUCGCGGUAUUAUAGAGCUCCUGAACUUAUAUUUGGCGCAACCGAAUACACAACUGCUAUUGAUGUUUGGUCUGCUGGCUGUGUUUUGGCUGAGCUUCUUCUAGGACAGCCAUUGUUUCCUGGAGAGAGUGGGGUUGAUCAGUUGGUAGAGAUCAUUAAGAUUUUGGGGACACCAACCAGAGAAGAAAUAAAGUGCAUGAAUCCAAAUUACACUGAAUUCAAAUUUCCUCAGAUUAAAGCUCACCCAUGGCACAAGAUCUUUCACAAAAGUAUGCCAUCUGAAGCAGUGGAUCUUGUAUCGAGGAUGCUUCAGUAUUCGCCAAAUCUACGUUGCACUGCUUUGGAUGCAUGUGCACAUUCCUUCUUUGACGAUCUUCGGGACCCAAAUGUACGCUUACCGAAUGGGCAAGAACUUCCCCCUUUGUUUGAUUUCACAGCUCAAGAGUUGGCAGGCGCACCCGAUGAGUUGCGUCGGCGUCUCAUUCCUGAGCAUGCAAGGAGUUGAUUUUUUUUGCUCCGGCAUUGUAAAUUGGUUUUUGGAUGAAUAGAUAACCAGGCCAGCAAUGCUAGCUUCGCUAGGUCUCUGCUGUCCAACCCGCAAAUCGUGACUAUACAACUCAUUUGAACCUCAAAACACGCGCAACCUCUUUAUCAAGGACCUGCAGAUGACAAUCACAUGGAUGAUGUAGGAGAGUGCCUGCUAAAAGUAUUACUUCUAUUUUUUAAGUAGUUUAUGAUUGAUGUAUGCCUCAAUUUUUUAUAAGAUAAUGAGUUCAUACAAUUCUUUUAAUCAUGCUUCAUAUAGUUCCAGCUUGUUUGUUCCUCAAAGUGGACUAUGUGGAAUCAUCAAUCAAAUUAGUCAUUUUUUUUUU